Molecule: messenger RNA, 522 nt
Organism: Thelazia callipaeda (thelaziosis nematode)
Lineage: Eukaryota; Metazoa; Nematoda; Chromadorea; Rhabditida; Thelaziidae
Source: the annotation of a GenBank genome assembly
AUGUUGAAGAGUGGUAAGACUACAAUAUCGAAUUAUUUGGCAGAUUCAAAUGAUCUCAGUUUCAAUGAGUACCAACCGACGCGAGGAGUUCGGAUUGUUGAAUUUGAAAGCAACGAAUUAGAACUUGAUGGAGAGCGUGUGGAAGCUGACGUAGAAUUAUGGGAUUGUAGCGGUGAUGAAGAGUACAAAGUUUGCUGGCCGGCAAUUAGACGUGACGCUGAUGGCGUGAUAUUGGUUUGUAAACCUGAUCAGCACAAAGGAUCAGCACUAUUACCUUGGUACGAGGAAUUUGUACAACGUGGCAAUAUUGACCUUUCACUUGUGUUAGUUCUGCUACAUACUACAGAUCAACAAGGAAAGAGUAAUAGUGCAAUCGAGGAAUUCCAUCUCCCAUCACCUCGGAUGAGCGGUCUUCGAGUAGUUCAGUCGAGUAUAAAUGAAGAGGAUGAUACUCUUCGUUUAGAAUUCAACACUUUUCUUUGUCGAGUUAUUUCAAACGUGAAAUUACACAAACAUCAGUAA